Messenger RNA from Trichosporon asahii var. asahii CBS 2479, 4308 nucleotides. RefSeq lists its product as uncharacterized. Gene Ontology annotation, molecular function: ATP hydrolysis activity; ATP binding; ABC-type transporter activity. The transcript has 2 exons. NCBI's taxonomy places the organism in Eukaryota, Fungi, Basidiomycota, Tremellomycetes, Trichosporonales, Trichosporonaceae. Gene Ontology annotation, biological process: transmembrane transport. Bases 1 to 4308 code for a protein of 1435 amino acids. Gene Ontology annotation, cellular component: membrane. The record is from RefSeq and is a predicted model, not a curated record.
AUGUCCGCGAAUCCCGAUAGGGGCGCCAUGCUGCCCCCGGGGCAGGACGCGAUGGCUCACGAGGCCGCAAGGAUCAGCGAUGCCCUCGACUCGUCGGUCAACAAGCAGGAGAUCCACGAGGAGGCCGAGACCGCCGGCGCUGUCGCCAUUGAGGCCGGUCUGAAUGAUGCCUCUGGGGAUCCUGCCGUGUUCCGCCCUGAACCUGCCGUGGCCGCAGACCCUGUCGAGAUGAACAAUGAGCCUUCCACGCCGAUCGCCCCCUUCAACGAGAAGCAGUCCAAGUCCUCGACUGCCUCGACUUCAUCCGUGAUUGCGGACGAUAAGAUCCCGCAAGAUCUGCUGAAGCCCGCGACUCACAGCUCAUCCGACUCCCAUGUUGCUACCAAGAAGCCGAAGGGUCUCAAGGCGCUCUUCAAGAAGAAGAAGGGCGAGGAGAAGGACACGAACGACAUGGUCCCUCCUGUCGGCCUAUUCAAGCUCUUCCGCUUCGCGACUCCCUUCGAGCUCUUCCUGCAGGCCAUCGGUCUCGUUCUCGCCGCGGCAUGUGGUGCCGCGCAGCCCCUUAUGACGCUUAUUUUCGGUAAACUCACCCAGUCGUUCACCGACUUUUCCAAGAUUAUCAACGAGAUGAACUCGUCCGGACGGCCAGCGAGCGACUUUGCCGCGCAGCUCGCCGCUGCCAAGGCUGACCUCAAGCAUGAGGCUGGAAACAACGCUCUCUACCUCAUGGCUAUCGGUCUCGGCACUUUCGCCUGUACCUGGGCUUACAUGUUCAUUUGGGCCUACACUUCCGAAAUUCAGGCGAAGCGCAUCCGUGAGAAGUACCUCCACGCGGUGCUCCGUCAGGACAUUGCCUAUUUCGACGAGCUCGGAGCCGGAGAGGUCGCCACGCGAAUCGAGUCGGACUGCCACCUCGUCCAGGUGGGAAUCGGAGAGAAGAUUCCUAUUUCCUUCUCGUUCGUGGCUACCUUCAUCACGGGUUACGUGCUUGCGUACGCCCGUCAUGCCAAGCUUGCUGGUGCGAUUACGUCUAUCCUCCCCGUCAUCAUGAUCGCCGGAUCUAUCAUGGGUAUUGCUGGCACCAAGUACACCACUGGCUCGCUCACCUUCGUCUCGAAGGCUGGUACCCUCGCUGAGGAGGUCAUCUCCUCGAUCCGCACUGUACAGGCCUUUGGUGCCAAGCGCACCCUCGGAGCCAUGUUCGACGCCCUUAUUGGCAAGAGCCGAGACGUUGGUAUCAAGGGCGCCAUUGUGGAGGGUGUCGGACUUGGUGUCAUGUUCUUCGCCAUCUACUCAGCGCAGGCCCUUGCCUUCGCCUACGGUGCCAUUCUCACUCACGACGGUGACGCCCAGGUUGGUGUCGUCAUCAACGUGUUCAUGUCUAUCCUCAUCGGCUCCUUCUCGAUUGCCAUGCUUGCCCCCGAGCUGCAGGCUGUCACGAAGGCCAAGGCUGCCGCUGCCAAGCUCUACGACACGAUUGACCGUGUUCCGCCCAUUGACUCUGAGGACCCCAACGGUCUCAAGCUCGACGUGGUCCACGGACACAUCACGUUUGAGCACGUCGCAUUCCACUACCCCUCGCGCCCCAACGUGCCUGUUCUGAAGGACCUGACUGUUGACUUUGAGGCUGGCAAGACGAGCGCUCUGUGCGGUGCCUCUGGUUCCGGAAAGUCGACCGUCAUCCAGCUUAUCGAGCGCUUCUAUGACCCUAUCAGCGGCGUGGUCAAGCUUGACGGUCACGACAUUCGCUCGCUCAACCUCAAGUGGCUGCGCCAGCAGAUUGGUCUUGUGUCCCAGGAGCCCGUCCUCUUCGCCACCACUGUUCGUGGCAACGUCGAGCACGGUCUCAUCGGCUCCAAGUGGGAGAAUGCUUCCGACGAGGAGCGUUUCAACCUUGUUAAGCAGGCCUGUAUCGACGCCAACGCGCACGACUUCAUCACCAAGCUGCCUGAUGGAUACGACACGAUCGUCGGAGAGCGCGGUAUGCUUUUGUCCGGCGGCCAGAAGCAGCGUGUCGCCAUUGCCCGUGCUAUCGUUUCCGACCCUCGCAUUCUUCUACUUGACGAGGCUACCUCGGCGCUUGACGGUCUGUCGGAGCGUGUUGUCCAGGAUGCCCUUGACAAGGCCUCUAUCGGCCGUACCACCAUCGUGGUUGCUCACCGUCUCGCUACCAUCAAGGACGCCGACAAGAUUCUCGUCAUGGGCUCGGGUGAGGUCCUCGAGGAGGGCACCCACAACUCGCUGCUUGAGGACGAGGAUGGAGCAUACUUCAAGCUUGUCUCGAACCAGAAGCUUAGCCAGACUGGCGCCGAUGACCUCGAUGAGAAGGAUGAUCUCGAGGACCCCGACGAGAUUCUGGACGAGAAGAAGUCGAUCCCCGGCUCGCCCAUCUCCGAGAAGGUCAUGCUGUCCCGCCAGAUGUCGCCCGAGCUCUUCCGUGCCCAGACUGGCCGAUCCAUCGCCUCCCAGGUUCUCGAGCAGUCUGCUGCCCGCCGCGAGGCCGAGGCCGAGGCUCAGCGCAAGAUUCCGUUCAUGAAGCUGUUCUUCCGCCUGCUCAAGCUGAACAAGGACCAGAAGAAGUGGUACAUCAUUGGCACUAUUGGCGCCAUCUGCUCCGGUCUCGUCUACCCGGCACUCUCCAUCCUGUUCGGCAAGUCGAUCAACGACUUCGCGAUUAUCGAUCUCGACGAAAUGAAACGCCAGGUCUUCCGCAAGGCUCUGUGGUACUUCAUCACGGCCAUCCUUGCUGCCAUCUGUAUCCUGGUCCAGAUCACCGGCUUUGGCAAAGUCGGUUGGCAGAUGCUGUACAAACUGCGUAUCAAGUCGUUUGCGUCUGUCAUGCGUCACGACAUCGAGUGGUUCGACAAGGAGGAGAACUCGACCGGUGGUGUCACCAGCAACAUCUCCGACCACCCGCAGAAGGUCCAGGGACUGAUGGGUGUCACGUUGGGCUCCAUCAUCCAGUCGUGCUCUACCCUUAUUGGCGGUAUCAUCAUCGGUCUCUGCUACGCGCCUCUCCUUGCGCUCGUCGGCAUGGCGUGCAUCCCCCUCGUCAUCUCCAGUGGAUACAUCCGUCUCCGUGUCGUCGUCCUCAAGGACGAGAAGAACAAGAAGUGGCACGCAUCCAGUGCCCAGAUGGCGUCCGAGGCUGCUGGAGCCGUCCGCACCGUCGCCUCCCUCACGCGUGAGCAGGACGUCGACAACAUCUACUCCAACUCGCUCAAGACGCCGCUCAAGAUUGCCAUGCGCACUGCCAUCUACUCUCAGGCGCUCUACGCCGCGUCGCAGGGUAUUGCCUUCCUGGUCAUUGCGCUCGUGUUCUACAUCGGUGCGCUCUGGAUCGUCGACGGCCGCUACUCGACUGCCGAGUUCUUCACCGGUCUUACCGCCGUCGUCUUUGCUGCGAUCCAGGCCGGUAACGUCUUCAUGUUCGUUCCCGAUGCGUCGUCGGCCAACUCUGCCGCGCACUCCGUCUACGCCCUCUUCGACAAUGUCCCCGACAUCGACGCCGACAGCCCCGAGGGCAAGAUCCUCGACCCUGCCCAGGUGCAGGGCCACAUUACGCUCGAGAACAUCCACUUCCGCUACCCCUCGCGCCCCUCUGUCCGCGUGCUCCGCAACCUCACCAUCGAGGUCCCGCCCGGCAAGUACGUCGCCCUCGUCGGCCCCUCCGGAUGCGGCAAGUCGACGACGAUCCAGCUCAUUGAGCGCUUCUACGACCCGAUGUCGGGUGUCGUCAAGCUCGACAGCGUAGACGUGCGCGAGCUCAACGUCGCCUCGUACCGCAACCAGAUCGCGCUCGUGUCGCAGGAACCUACGCUGUACGCGGGCUCGAUCCGGUUCAACAUUCUGCUCGGCGCGGCCAAGCCCGCAGACCAGGUCACCGAGGAGGAGAUCGUGCAGGCGUGCAAGGACGCCAACAUCUACGACUUCAUCAUGUCCCUCCCCGACGGCUUCGACACUGAGGUCGGCGGCAAGGGAUCGCAGCUCUCAGGCGGACAGAAGCAGCGUAUCGCCAUCGCGCGCGCGCUCGUGCGCAAUCCCAAGGUGCUCCUGCUCGACGAGGCGACGGCUGCGCUCGACUCCACCUCGGAACGUGUCGUCCAACAGGCACUCGACAACGCGGCCAAGGGACGCUCUACCGUCGCCAUCGCGCAUCGUCUCGCAACCAUUCAGCGCGCAGACGUGAUUUAUUUUGUUUCUGACGGUGCUGUCGCCGAGAAGGGCACGCACGCCGAGCUCAUCGCGAAGCGCGGAGCGUAUUACGAGCUCGUGCAGAUGCAGAACCUCUCGAAGCUCGACCAGUGA